Beta vulgaris subsp. vulgaris (sugar beet) is the source of this 1277-nucleotide messenger RNA. Its product is annotated as inactive protein RESTRICTED TEV MOVEMENT 2. The record is from RefSeq and is a predicted model, not a curated record. The transcript is spliced from 2 exons. The coding region runs from base 144 to 1160 and encodes 338 amino acids. NCBI's taxonomy places the organism in Eukaryota, Viridiplantae, Streptophyta, Magnoliopsida, Caryophyllales, Amaranthaceae.
UGCAUGCGACCAUAUAUAGCUAACUUGAAAUACAUUGUGAAUCAUCAUAUCUUAUCUGUAUAUAUAGUACUGAAAAAUACCUUCAUUUAUAUCACAGAAUUUAUAGAAUUUCAACCAAAACAAACAGACAGCUAGUUUUGGAAAUGAAUAUGAGACCAAGAGGUGGCGCAGUUGCAGGUAGACGCUCAAGGCCUGCCCUUCGUCCAGUGUAUGAAGAUUUUAAGCCAACUUCUGAAUGGAAACAUGAAGAUAGAGCUGUCAUACUACUUUACCAUCUUCCUGGAUUUGCUAAAGAACAAAUUCGAAUUUUAGCUGAAAGUCGGGGGAUUCUAAGAAUUCGCGGAGAACGUUUGGUCACCAGUAAUAAAUGGAGUCGAUUUGAAGAGGAAGUUGUGGUACCAGAAGAUUGUAACAUGAGUGAAAUUCGAGCAAAGUUUGAAGGUGGAAUCCUUCGAAUUACAAUGCCAAAAAAGAUAAUUACCAUAGAUAAGAAACAUCCAAUUGAAGAACAAGUUAAGACAACAUUGCAUGAUCUCCCUAGAUCAAGUGUCACAAAACCUAACGUACAACAACCAAGGCCUCUACUUGAGUCGCAAGAGCAGCCUUCAAAACCAACAUCGUCACCAAUUGCACAAAAGCCUCAAUUUGGAACAAAUAUUAACCCACCAUCCAUGCCUCAUAUGAGAGGUGAAAUUAGUGAGCCACAGCCCAAAAAGCCACAAGAAGCAAAUUUGUCAUCUAUGAAGCCUCAAAUUGCUUUAAAAGAGUCACAAAACAAUGAAGACAAUGCAAAUUAUGGCAAAGAGAAGUUCACAAAAGAUGACAAAGCACAAGUUGUGGAUUAUGAGGGAGGCAAAAACAAAGGAAUGACAACAGGCCAAAUUAAAGAUUAUGAGACGAAAGAGAAGAGUGAUCAAUCUGUUACUAAGAUACAAGAGAAACGUGAUAAAUAUGUUGAUGCUCUUGAUCAAGUCAAGACAAACGAUUAUGAAUUGGGUAAGACAAAUGGCUUUGGUAAUCAUAUGAGUGUGGCAAAAAGUCACAUAUCAAAGAAGUUGAGUAGUGAAGAUGGGCAACUUUUGAAAAAUAUGGGUGCAGCGGUAUUAGUAAUCGUAGCACUUGGAACUUAUAUAUCCUAUUCACUUGGCUCUAUUAAUUAAUCUCAUUACUCGUAAUUUUCCUUUCCAUUUACUCGUUGUGAAUAUAUAUUUUAUGUAAUAUCAGCUGAUGAAUACUUGUCCAUAUAUAAUAAAUAACCACAAAUGUUUAAUGUUUUC